UUGAAAACUACCUAUAUUCCUUUUUUAAAGUUUAAAUAUGGACUCAUUAUUUAAUAAAAAUGGGCUCCUAAACAGAUCCACAUAUAAAUAUACCAAAAAAGAGUUGGUCGGCCCAAAAGUGGUCAGACCACGUGAAUAUAAAAGAACCCUAAAUGAUAGGGUUUUCUCAUUUGUGCUCUCCUUGUUAUCAUCGCCUCCGCGGAGAUGUUCUAUCUUGUGCUCCACAAUUGUAGCUUCUUCCCCCUUUAGUUAUGGGGGAUUAACAUUCCCCACCUUGAUGUUGUUGAGUUUGAUAUCAAAUUUCAAAGGUUCAUUUUUUAGCCAUCUGACUUCUUCAUUGUUUCGUUUCUCAACUCACUCUGAUUCUUGUUUGAAGGUGUACUACAAAUUAUUAAGUUUUGGAGAAAAUGGCAGAGAUGGAAUAAAAUUGAUGUUGGGAUUUUAUAUAGAAUAUUCAACUAAUUCGAGAUUGAGGAGACAGUUGCAACUCUUGGAUAGCUACAAACGUUUAACUACGGAUGACAUGGUGAAAGACCCAAAGUUUUCACACUUGCACGGUUAUCUUCAUGGCACUCAAACUAUUGCAUCAGUCGGAAAUCGAACCCAGGUCUGGACCAUGGCAGGAUACUGUUCUAUCACUAGAUCACUAGUGCUUACACAUUAAAAUACUUCCUUCGUUUCUAUUUAGAAACCAACUAAUUAUAGCAGGAUGUCAUAUAAAAAGGAACGGAGGAAGUAUACUUCAUCUUUUGUACUAGCAGUAAAGUACAAUCCCUAAAAUAUUUUAUAUCCAAUAAAUUGAAAAUGCAUGAUCAUGUGUAGUAUCUGCUCUUA
Molecule: messenger RNA, 834 nt
Organism: Solanum lycopersicum (tomato)
Lineage: Eukaryota; Viridiplantae; Streptophyta; Magnoliopsida; Solanales; Solanaceae
Source: RefSeq, a predicted model, not a curated record